This is a messenger RNA of Plasmodium knowlesi strain H, 717 nucleotides long. RefSeq names its product conserved protein, unknown function. The record is from RefSeq and is a predicted model, not a curated record. NCBI's taxonomy places the organism in Eukaryota, Apicomplexa, Aconoidasida, Haemosporida, Plasmodiidae. Bases 1 to 717 code for a protein of 238 amino acids. The transcript has 9 exons.
AUGUUGAAAAUGAGGUGUGUCAUCCGAGGGAUAAGCUACUUUUGUCUCUUCCUGGCAGUUGCCAAUUCUGUGGUGUCCGGCUUCAACUUUGACAACGGGAUAACACAGAAGAAAUAUUUGGUCCUUCAAAAAUCAUAUUUUGACUGUAAAAAUUACAAUGUUAUAAGUAAAAGGAAAUCCUCCCUGAGCGUAAACCACGGAGAACUGUACUGUGACGAAGAUCCCUUCUGCAACUACUUCCUAUACAAUGGCACAAAGCAAGAAAUCCGACUUUGCUAUGACAAGAAAUUUGUCCUUAAGAAGCCACGACAUGACGAACUGUGGCUUACCAGCGUGAAGGAAAAAAUCUUUGAGCAAUUCUCCCCCGCACUUGUAAAUACACAAGGUAUAUGUAACCACAAGGUGGAGAAAUUUUACUUUCAAACCCUAAAUGAGGCCAUCAAAAAGGCAAAGGAAAAAAUGCAAAACUUUAUGGUACUGAAUUUUCAACCUAUUCAAAAGGAUGAAAACAAAAUUGAGGGGUAUUUCUGCGAAGUCAUAGAUUACUUCGUCGAUCGGGAAAGUUACGUUGUGUUCGAUUUUGCCAAGUUGGAAAAUCCCCAUCAGUCAUGUCUCAGAACGAAGAAAUGUGGAGCACGCGGAUCGAUACAAGCAGAUGAUAGCAAACAUGAGGAGGGCAUCAACCCAGGGGAUGUGGUAGAAGCUCACAAAUUUUAA